Gongylonema pulchrum is the source of this 471-nucleotide messenger RNA. The record is from the annotation of a GenBank genome assembly. NCBI's taxonomy places the organism in Eukaryota, Metazoa, Nematoda, Chromadorea, Rhabditida, Gongylonematidae.
AUGUCAAUUGUGGAAGAAGCUGAUGCAUUUGGGGAGAAAAGGAUAAACAUGGCGCAUUUGUGUAUCGUUGGCUCACAUGCAACAAACGGUGUGGCUGCUUUGCAUUCGGAUCUGCUCAAAAAGACCGUCUUCAAAGACUUCUACGAGUUCUUCCCUGAACGCUUCCAAAACAAGACCAAUGGUAUCACUCCGCGACGCUGGCUUCUGCUUUCGAAUCCGUCCCUUGCUGAUGUUAUUUGUGAGAAAAUUGGUGAGGAUUGGAUUACGGAUCUCGACAAGCUGCAAGAACUAAAGAAAUUCGCUAACGAUAUCGGUUUCCUAGAUGCCAUUCACAGGGUUAAGCAAGAGAACAAGCUUCGUUUAGCACAGUUCCUCAAUGACGAAUAUCAAGUUGAAAUCAAUCCAUCCAGUAUCUUUGAUAUCCAUGUGUGUUUUAUUCUCAUAUACUGGUGGCGUCUGUACUUUUGCUAG